Molecule: messenger RNA, 1141 nt
Organism: Drosophila novamexicana
Lineage: Eukaryota; Metazoa; Arthropoda; Insecta; Diptera; Drosophilidae
Gene: Mettl4
Product: methyltransferase-like protein 4
Exons: 1
Coding region: 1-1053 (350 amino acids)
Cellular component (GO): RNA N6-methyladenosine methyltransferase complex; nucleus
Molecular function (GO): methyltransferase activity; nucleic acid binding
Source: RefSeq, a predicted model, not a curated record
AUGCAAAAAUUGCAGCUAUCAAAACAAAACGAAAAACACGCGCUUUUACUUGAUCAUAGGCAACUUAUAAACACAGCCUACAGCGCUGCAGUGCCUAGCAGUGAGACAUAUGAACUAAAGUCGCAGCUGUUUCAAUUUCAACCAAAAGUAAGUCAGCAGCCACAACAAAACCAACGAAAACGCAAUCGCAAACGCAAUUUGAGCGAAACAGCGAAGAAUGCAGCAGUGGACAACAUUAAUGAGUACCUUGAGCUGUUGCCAAGAGCAGAAGUGGACACAGUCAGAACUCUGCCGCGCUACUGGGAGGAUGAGUACAGACUUCCCCAGCUGCAUGGAAGCAAUACGAGCGGUAAAUUUCAAACGUUCCAAACUCCGGCAAGCACUUUCAUCAUACCACACGCAGCCUGCUUUUACAACCACAAUGUGGAUCAGUUAAGGGCGUUGCUGCCGCAGCUUCGGCCGAACUAUGAUUUAAUCGUGAUUGAUCCACCUUGGCGUAACAAAUAUAUACGCCGCCUGAAGCGCGUCAAGCAGGAGUUGGGCUAUACCAUGAUGGAUAACGACCAGCUAGCAAUGCUGCCGCUUGGACAACUCACGCAUGAACGCACCUUGGUUGCCAUUUGGUGCACGAACUCAAACCUGCAUCAACAAGCGCUGGAAAAACAGCUUCUGCCCCGUUGGCAACUACGUUUGCUACAUAAACUGCGCUGGUACAAGCUAAAUACGGCGCAUCAACUCAUCAGCGACUUGAACCAAGAGGAUGCCUCACAAAAGCAGCCCUAUGAGGUGCUCUAUUUGGCAUGCCAUGUCCAGAGCAAUGGGGCAUAUGCCACAGACUUGAAACAAACAGAACUGCUGCUUAGCGUGGCCAGCAUUGUGCACUCCCACAAACCGCCACUGCUGGACUGGCUGCGUCAAUAUUUGAAGCUGGAAAGAGAUCAAGUGGAGCCCAGAUGCUUAGAACUGUUUGCACGUUAUUUACAACCACAAUUCACAUCCAUUGGCUUGGAGGUAUUGAAGCUAAUGGAUGACCGCUUAUACGAUAAAAAAUAAAGAGAAACUAAGAAGAAUAAUUUUUAUGAGGGCUCUGAAUUCUUGUAUGUGGGAUGGCCCUGUUGUUCUACAACUAUAUAUAAACACU